Molecule: messenger RNA, 954 nt
Organism: Brassica napus (rape)
Lineage: Eukaryota; Viridiplantae; Streptophyta; Magnoliopsida; Brassicales; Brassicaceae
Exons: 2
Coding region: 1-954 (317 amino acids)
Source: RefSeq, a predicted model, not a curated record
AUGAACCAUAUGUUCGGAGAUUUGAGCACCAAGUACGAUAAUAUCGCAAGCCAUAUGAGACAUAUGGACAUUCAGAUAGCUCAGACUGCCGAGAGUGUCAAGAGGCAGCAAGGUACUCUACCUGGUAAAACAGACAAAAACCCCAAGGAGUGCAAUGCGGUUCAGCUAAGGAGCGGGAAACAACUUUCCGUGCCAAAAAAGAGGAGGUUCACCGCGGCUGAGAAAGGGAAGCAAAAAGAAACGGAACAACUGCCAGCCGAUCAGGCAGAUGAGAGGAAUACAGAACCAGCACUUGAAACAAGUUCGCUAGGGCCAGAACAACCAGCUGAAGCGGUGCGCCCGAUCCCAGAGGCUGUUCCUCCUCGCGAAUACAUUCCUAAGGUCCCUUACCCUGUUCCAAUAAGGACCACUUGUAAGGACAAAGAGGAAAUGAAGUGCAGGAAGAUGCUGGAGGACCUAACCGUGCGACUCCCCAUGAUGGAUGCAAUCCAGAAGAUGCCCUCCAUGCGCAGCUUUAUGAAGGGAUUGAUCUCAGGAAAAAUAUCAGAGGAGAGCGAGUUCAUGACGGUUUCCAAGGAGUGCAGCGCAGUGCUUCAGAACAGGCAGAUAAAGAAGCGAGGAGACCCCGGCAAAUUUGUCCUCUCAAUCCAGAUUGGAAAGACAGUUUUUGCAUGCUCCUUGGUUGACCUUGGGUCCAGCGUGAAUCUCAUGCAGGAUCUCCAAGUAAACGUCGGGAACACCUAUGUUCCAGCAGACUUCGUUGUUUUAGAACUGAAAGAAGAGUCUAAAGAUCCUCUCAUCUUGGGAAGACCAUUCUUAUGUACUGUUGGAGCCAUCAUUGAUGUGCGACAGGGGCAGAUUGAUUUGAAUCUUGGAGACAUAGUUAUGCAGUUCGAGAUGGAUGAGUUGCUAAAGAAGCCGAUGUUGGAUGGGCAGACCUUUGAUCCGCUCUAA